UGUACUUCUUUUUUCUUUUUUUUUCUUUUUUUUUUUCGUUAUUUUUCUCGGGGGUGCGGUGCUUUAUGUGGGAGACUGUGAAGAAACGAUGUUGAUGAUGAUUUUUAGGGUUUGAAGUGUGAAGCUGUCGGAGUGGCGUUUUCUAGCUUUGAUGUGAGUUGUUGCAGUUUGCGGAGUUUUGUCAGCAGGCUCAAUUUCGCUGCCGAGCCGGAUUGGCAGUGUCUCCGGUAUUUCGCGAAGCCAUUUUUGGGUAGUUUUCAUUUGGCUUCAGCUAUGUUGCCUGUUAGCGUCGGGAACUGAGCCCACGGGCUUCCGAGAGGGCGAAGGGGGUGGAAAUAACGGAGUGCGUGUUGACCAGGGUCGAUACUGUGUUUCGCGCAAGUUCGGUGUGAGGCUGUGGCUACAGGUCUUGCGAGUUCGACGUAAGCUUAGUUUUGUUGAUUUGAAGCAAGGAGCGUGCUGACCAAGGAUGGCGGAUUCUCAAUCCUCUCUUACUACUGCUUCUGGCUCAGUUUGGACACGUGAACAAGACAAAGAGUUCGAAAAUGCACUUAAUACCUAUGGCGAGGACACGCCGAAUCGAUGGGAGGAGAUUGCUUCACAGGUGACUGGGAAGGACGCAGCUGAAGUUAAGAGGCACUAUGAAAUAUUGCAAGAAGACAUUAAUUUAAUAGAUUCAGGACGGAUUGCUCUUCCUAGUUACAGAUUUUCGUCCCUCUCGCUAUCUGAAGAAGGUGCAGCAUCUGACAGUCCAGGUGUGAAAAAGGGUGCAUCAUUUUCAGCGCAAGUAUCAGGACCUAACGUGAACACAAAUGGCAAUGCAAAUGGAAAUGGAAAUGCUGCGUCGGGUGGGAAGGGCGUGUCAUCUAAAACUUCCGAUCAGGAGCGGAGAAAGGGCAUUCCUUGGUCAGAGGAGGAACACAGGCUCUUUUUGUUAGGGUUGGCCAAAUUUGGGAAGGGUGACUGGCGUAGUAUAUCUCGAAAUUUUGUUAUUUCAAGAACUCCCACACAGGUAGCAAGCCACGCUCAGAAAUACUUCAUUAGGUUAAACUCUAUCAACAAAGAUAAGCGAAGAUCCAGUAUCCAUGAUAUCACAAGUGUGAAUAAUGGAGAUGCCGCCCAACAAGGCCAAGGCCCAAUCACUGGGCAACCUGGACCUGGCUCUGCUGCAGGACAACCAAUUCAAGGGGGGAUGCAAUCAGGAAUAUACCCCAGGCAGCAAAUGAUUGGGCAACCACCGGCUGUUGGUGCUCCCGUCAUGCUUCCACCCCCAGGGCACGUCUCGUAUGGUUCCAGGGGACAUCUACCAAGGCCUGUGAUGCCUGGUCAACAGAUCGGCAUGGCACCCCACAUGUCUUAUCCAAUGUCACAGCCAGCAGUUUGUGGCCCAUGAAGCAGAGCACUGGAAGUUGCGGGUUGGUUUGCUGUAGGCAGUUAAGGAAGGCUGCCUUGUAAAAUAUAUUUUUUUCAAUUGCAAUAAAAUCUAGCCAGCAGUUCUUACAUCGAA
Molecule: messenger RNA, 1507 nt
Organism: Physcomitrium patens
Lineage: Eukaryota; Viridiplantae; Streptophyta; Bryopsida; Funariales; Funariaceae
Product: transcription factor SRM1
Molecular function (GO): DNA binding
Source: RefSeq, a predicted model, not a curated record